AUGGAGUCGAUCCCGCCGGUGUACUCUGCUGCCACCAAGCCUGGGAAGCGUUACUCUCCACCAUGGGCGGACUUGAGUAUUAUCGGGAUUGCUGGUAGUUCCGGCUCCGGUAAAACGUCCGUGGCUAUGGAAAUUGUGAAGUCCUUGAACAUACCUUGGGUUGUCAUCCUUGUAAUGGAUUCGUUCUACAAAAGCUUGACUCCAGAACAGCAUGAACAAGCUCAUGCGAACCAGUUUGACUUUGAUAGCCCGGACUCGAUUGAUUUUGAUGCUCUGGUGCAGUGCCUUAGAGAUCUUAAACAAGGAAAAAAAGUAGACAUACCUGUCUAUUCGUUUGUUCACCAUCAACGACAACCGCAAACUACCCCCCUCUAUUCUCCUCAUGUCCUAAUUUUAGAGGGAAUCCUUGCACUUCAUGAUCCGAGAAUCAUGGAUCUAUUAGACGUCAAAAUCUUCGUAGAAGCGGAUAUGGACGUCUGCUUGGGACGUAGAGUUCUACGUGACGUCAAGGAAAGAGGUCGAGACAUUGAUGGAAUCAUCAAGCAGUGGUUCACCUUCGUCAAGCCUUCAUACAAAAGAUAUAUUGAGCCUCAAAGAUCAGUUUCAGACAUCAUCAUUCCUCGAGGCAUUGAAAACAAAACAGCUAUUGGAAUGGUUGUGCAACAUAUCCGGCGUAAUCUGGAAGAAAAAUCCGAGAAGCAUAGUGCAACCCUCCAAGAGCUCCGGCGCAUUGCAUCUGAAGAACAGCUAUCUCCCAAUGUCAUAAUGAUGCCGCAAACACCGCAGUUUGUUGGCAUGAACACUAUACUUCAAAAUCCGGAAACGGAACAAGUCGACUUUGUCUUUUAUUUCGACAGGCUCGCUGCGUUGUUGAUUGAAAGGGCCCUAGAUGGCACUUCAUACACACCUAAAGCAGUAGAAACGCCUCAACAUACAAACUAUGAUGGGCUGAACCAGGAAGGAAUCGUAUCCGCCGUUGCUAUCUUGAGAGGAGGAUCAUGCCUCGAGACCGCUCUUAAGCGGACAAUUCCUGAUUGUAUCACCGGCCGUGUCCUCAUCCGGACAAAUGAACGCAAUGAAGAGCCCCAAUUACAUUAUCUCAAAUUGCCACCACGUAUUGAACAGCACUCUACGGUCAUGCUCCUUGACCCCCAGAUGUCAAGUGGAGGUGCAGCCUUGAUGGCGGUUCGUGUGUUGAUUGAUCACGGCGUGACCGAAGACAAUAUUGUCUUCGUUACUUGUGCAGCUGGUAAAUCAGGCCUCAAGCGGUUGAGUGCCGUAUAUCCGCUCGUCAAGGUCAUUGUUGGAAGGAUCGAAGAGGAGAGAGAACCUCGAUGGAUGGAGAACAGAUAUUUUGGAUGCUGA
Molecule: messenger RNA, 1365 nt
Organism: Aspergillus puulaauensis
Lineage: Eukaryota; Fungi; Ascomycota; Eurotiomycetes; Eurotiales; Aspergillaceae
Gene: URK1
Product: uridine kinase family protein
Exons: 8
Coding region: 1-1365 (454 amino acids)
Cellular component (GO): cytoplasm
Molecular function (GO): ATP binding; kinase activity
Source: RefSeq, a predicted model, not a curated record